AUGUCGCACGCUAUCACUGCCUUCGAGCACAAGACUGAUGGCCCUGACAAUCACAACCAAGCCAAACUUCAACUACUGCUAAAGAACAAGCUUCAAGGCGUACCGCCUAACCACCUCCCCACAGUCACACUAGCGGACAUCCUCGACCAAACUCCACGAGCGCUAGAUAUCGCCAACAUACCACCAGAUAUCCAACUCCCGUUUUUCCUCCACAACCGCGCCGCCAUCGACCGCUACGCGAGCAAGCCCAUCAAAGAUGGAGAAAAACAAAGUAUGGAAAUCACUCGAGCGAUCUGGUUCUACCGACUCGACCAAACGCACCAUUUCCAACGCUUCCAUGACACCAUGAGGUGGAACACCGCGAUCUUCGUUGCGCUGUUAGCUCAACACUCGCAGUCAAGCGACCAGAGUAACUCUGCAUACAGUGAAGCAGGAGUACUCGAUCGUCGUCGUGGAACCAUAGACUCCUACCGCCCCGGACGGGUUACCACUCCCACACACGCACCCAUCCCUCCUGCUGCCAUUCGUUUCAUAAAGCAAUACCUCGCCGCCGUCAUCGAACACCACAACACACCCACCUCCAGCUUUGCCGCCCGAGAGUCCUUCAUCCUGACAUGGAAAACCGGACCAUGGGAAUUAUUCACCGUGUUUGGCGGUGCGCAGAAGAAGCUGCUCAAGAACGCUAUGAAGAAGCUGAGCAAAGACUGGGAGGCUGAGUUGCGUGUUGCAGAGUCACAGUUGGGUAGGGAGCGGUACGAGAGGAAGGUUGGCAAGUUUGUUGGUGGGGUGGUGCCUGGGAAGAGGGAGAUGGGUGUGCGUGCUGAGGAGGGGAAGAGCGAGGGUGGGAAUGUCGAUAUGGCAAACUUGGUGUUGCCUGAGCGGGUAGAAGGCGAAGGCGAAGACGAUAGUGGUAAUAGACUGUUGCAGGCGCUUCUGGCUCCGUACGUACCGCAGACCAAUGAGGCUAGGGGGCAGGAUGGAAAGGGGGCCAAGACUGGUGCAACUGAGGUCGAAGGAACACUGGUCACGGAUGUGAGGUCUGCUAUUGCGGCUUUGCAGACGAUGGAGCCGAGGGAUAUUCUACCGGUGCUUAUCCGCUUGUUUCCAGCAUAA
Molecule: messenger RNA, 1113 nt
Organism: Alternaria novae-zelandiae
Lineage: Eukaryota; Fungi; Ascomycota; Dothideomycetes; Pleosporales; Pleosporaceae
Exons: 1
Coding region: 1-1113 (370 amino acids)
Source: RefSeq, a predicted model, not a curated record